AGAUACAUACAUAAAUGAAGCACUUACCCAUAUAUAUUCAUAUAUAGAAUAGAAUAUAGAUUUAGGUCAAGAAAAAACCCUUUUUAGUGUCAAACAAUUUCAAAUUUAUUGUAACAGCAAAAAAUCCUAAAAAAACUAAAAAAGCUUGCAACUUUAUGGUUUCAAGAUUAUUAUUUAUUAUAAUUAUAAUUUUUUUCAAAUAAUGGUGAAAUGGGUGUUUUGUAACUGAGCUCAAAUUUUUUUAAAAACAAUGAAUACCUCUUUUAAGUAUUAUUUAAUUUGAGGUUUUAAAAAUUAAAGAAAAAAGAUGGACGGAAGGAGGAUAACGGCGAGUCCACGGCCGUGUAGUGGGCGGAGAGUGGUGGCGAAGAAGAGGACACGUGGCAGUGGAGUAGAUGGGUUUGUGAAUAGUGUAAAGAAGUUGCAAAGGAGAGAGAUUUGUUCUAAAAGAGAUAGAUCUUUUAGUAUGUGUGAUGCUCAAGAAAGAUUUCGAAAUAUUCGCUUACAGGAGGAGUAUGAUACUCACGACCCAAAAGGACACUGCUCUAUGGUAUUGCCAUUCCUUAAAAAGAGGUCAAAAAUUGUUGAGAUUGUCGCUGCUCGUGAUAUAGUCUUUGCUCUUGCACAAUCUGGAAUCUGUGCUGCAUUCAGUCGAGAGACUAACCAGAGGAUAUGCUUUCUGAAUGUCAGUCCUGAUGAAGUUAUAAGAAGCUUGUUUUACAAUAAGAACAAUGAUUCUCUCAUUACGGUUUCAGUCUAUGCAUCAGAUAGUUUUAGCUCCUUAAAAUGCAGAACAACAGGAAUUGAAUACAUACGAAGAGGGAAACCUGAUGCAGGUUUUGCUCUUUUUGAGUCUGAGUCUCUGAAGUGGCCUGGUUUUGUGGAGUUUGAUGAUGUGAACGGAAAAGUGCUUACAUUCUCAGCACAAGAUAGCAUCUACAAGGUGUUCGAUUUGAAAAAUUACAUGAUGUUAUACUCCAUCUCAGAUAAAAAUGUCCAAGAAAUUAAAAUAAGCCCUGGCAUCAUGUUGCUGAUAUUUAACAAAGCUAGUGGUCAUGUCCCUCUCAAGAUUCUCUCUAUUGAAGAUGGCACUGUUCUGAAAACUUUCAAUCAUCUCCUCCAUCGAAAUAAGAAGGUGGAUUUUAUUGAACAGUUUAAUGAAAAGCUUCUUGUCAAGCAAGAGAAUGAGAAUCUUCAGAUUCUUGAUGUACGCAAUUCCGAGUUAACAGAAGUUAGCAGGACAGAAUUUAUGACACCAUCGGCCUUCAUCUUUCUAUAUGAGAACCAGUUGUUCUUGACAUUCAGAAACAGAACAGUGGCUGUCUGGAACUUCCGCGGGGAGCUUGUGACUUCAUUUGAAGAUCAUUUGUUGUGGCAUCCAGACUGCAAUACUAACAACAUAUAUAUAACAAGUGAUCAGGAUCUUAUCAUCUCGUACUGCAAAGCUGAUUCAGAAGAUUCUGUGACAGAAGGAAAUGUAGCAGGCUCCAUCAAUAUUAGCAAUAUUCUGACAGGAAAAUGUCUAGCUAAAGUGAAAGCAAUGAAUAGCCCAUUAUUGAAUGAUUGUAUUUGCAGCGAGAUCAACAAAGACAAUGGACCUAGUAGCAUAAUAUGCAAGUGCAACUCAAAACAGAGGAUCCAAGGUAGAAGGAUCACAAGCUCUGUUUCAGAAGCCCUGGAGGACAUCACUGCACUUUUUUAUGAUGAAGAGCGUAAUGAGAUAUAUACUGGCAACAGGCUUGGUUUAGUCCAUGUGUGGUCUAACUAAGGAUGUGUUUUGUUUGGGCAUGAAUUUGCGGGUUUGGGUAUACUUGGUUUAAGCAUAUGUUCUUUGUGGAAAUGGGGUAGAUACCCAUAGCUUUGGGAAUCCUCCAGACUCUCCAUACUCAUUCCCGUCCUACCCAUGCUUACAGUGUGAUUCUUGACAGAUAAUCAAAACACUGCCUAACUGUUGAGUUGUGUCCGUCGUUUCCCUUUUGGUUCACUCCCGCAAUCCAUCCGGAUGGAUGAAUUAUCCAAGGUCUGGUUGCAGGAGCGACAAGUAAUGCACCGUUAAAUGUUCUUGAAUAGUCAGAGAUCUGAUCCCCUUGUAGUGUGUAUCCGUACAAAGUAUUGUCGUUUCUUUUGGCUCACUUUAGAGCUGCUAAUUUCAAUUGUAUUGUCAAGGGUUUAGAGAACUCAUACUUUUUGUAAUAUUUGAGUGGGAAUUUAAUUUUAACUUGUAGCUUUCUGCUA
Molecule: messenger RNA, 2235 nt
Organism: Erigeron canadensis
Lineage: Eukaryota; Viridiplantae; Streptophyta; Magnoliopsida; Asterales; Asteraceae
Exons: 8
Coding region: 308-1768 (486 amino acids)
Molecular function (GO): protein binding
Source: RefSeq, a predicted model, not a curated record